Cimex lectularius (bed bug) is the source of this 1176-nucleotide messenger RNA. Its product is annotated as protein transport protein SFT2. NCBI's taxonomy places the organism in Eukaryota, Metazoa, Arthropoda, Insecta, Hemiptera, Cimicidae. Gene Ontology annotation, biological process: vesicle-mediated transport. The coding region runs from base 247 to 870 and encodes 207 amino acids. The record is from RefSeq and is a predicted model, not a curated record. The transcript has 3 exons. Gene Ontology annotation, cellular component: membrane.
AAACGCCAACCCUAACAAUUAAAACCUGAUAAUUAACAAACAACAAUUAAUUAUCCCAUCAAGAUAUAUGUUUUUUUAUAUUUCGGAUACGUUUGAGAUGUCCAAUCUUCGCUAUCCUUUGACAAUAAAAUAGUCAGGUAGCAAGGCGGCAGGUUCUAAGCUGAGGUACACGGUUUGUUUGUGUACGUACUGAGAACGGAGUACUGACUACUGACAGCGGGUGGUGUAUGUGAUGACAACGGGGCAAUGGCAAACCUGAAGACAGAGCUUGACGAGUACCUUAACAGGAACAGCAGCGAUUCCAAGCCGUUGCUGAACGGGAUCUCGGCCUCCGUUUCCAUGCCCAACGUCGGCUCCUGGUUCAAGAAGAACGAACAGUCCGAUGAAGCUGAAACAUGGUUUACCGGGGCGCAGAAAGACUGCUGUCCGACGUUGUCAAGAUUCCAGAGAAUUGUCGGUUUCUGCAUGUUCUUGGGAAUGGGAAUAUUCUGCUUUUGUAUAGCAGCUAUGUACAUACCAGUACUUCUGUUGAAGGCUAGAAAAUUCGCCCUACUUUAUACGACGGGAAGCUUUUUUACGAUAUGCAGCUUCUCUUUCCUCUGGGGGCCAAUGCACCAUUUGAGACAUUUGUUCUCAAAGGAGAGAUUUUGGUUCACAUUCUGCUACCUCGGCUCGCUUUUCCUCACGCUGUAUUUUGCUCUUUAUCAGCAGAGCACACCGUUGACGGUGCUGAGCGCUGUCGCCCAGCUAAUCGCCCUCAUAUGGUUCCUCGUGAGUUACAUUCCAGGAGGGCAUACAGGACUUCUUUUCUUUACGAAACUUUGUUCCUCAGCCGUAGCAAGUUCCGUUUCAAAAACAUUACCAGUGUAAAAAUAAAUAAAUAAAUAAAACAAAUACAUUCAAUUAUUUAUGUUUAUUGUAUAUAAGAUUUUAUUUAUUUCUUAUACUACUUAAAUUGUUUGUAUUUUUUUUAAUAUGACCUACUUUGUUGCUAUUAUUUGCACUAUUUUGAAAUAAAUGUUUGGAAAAUGUGUACUGAGAUCAGUUGAAUAGUGGGUCUAAUUAUUGUUGUACAAAUCAUAUUUAUGACGCAUUAAACAUUAUGCCUGUGAUAAGAAUUUCCAUUUCUAAAAUAAUUGUAAAUUGUAAUCUAAUAAAUAAAAAUACAUAAACAUA